AUAAGUUCUAAACUACAAACGUGAGGUGACUGCGGGACAGGGGUGGAGCUGCCAUUUAGGCUAUUUGGUUCCGCAUAUAGUUGCGAGCAAUGAGUCAAAUGACAUUUGCCUUCACCAAACUUUCCUAGUCACCAGUCACCAUAUCAGAAUUUAUGCCUCUUUAGCUUUGUUGUGAGGACGGGGAACCCCAGCGUGGAGGUGUUCUGAAGACUGAGACGCAUCGAACAGACUAUGGAAGAAGCUGAACCACUUUUGUCUAGUAACAGCGGCAAUCUUCCUGAUGACUACGGAUCCCAGUAUCGUGGACUACGAGACCAUUCGAACAGUGAUGCUGGUGAGGAGGAUGAAGUUUCCAUUCAACAAGCUGUUGUAUUCCUUGAAGAUGCCAUAGAGUAUCGGUCAAUUAACCAUCGUGUGGAUGUUCAGUCGCUUAAACUGUACAGAUGGUACUACUCAAAGCUUUGGCAAUGGGGUCUAGGUGCUACCAUAGCUGUAAUUUUGAGCCUGGCUUUCUUGGAGAAACCCUCGUCGUUGUCCCGUUCAUCAGAUCCAAGGGUCAAAGCCUUACCUUGGGAGCCCCCGUGCGGUGUAACGGAGAGCAUAGAGAUGUUGUGCCUUUGCGUCUUCAUUUUGGAUUUUUCUGUUAAGAGUUAUCUGAUUGGUUGGCAUGAAUUUUGGAAGACUAAGUGGUUGAUUGGCUACAUUUUCGUCAUUGUGACCUCCAUUAUCGAUUGGACAUUGUCACUAAGCAUGCUGUGUAAUGAGACUUUUCGAGUUCGGAGAGUUAUCCGGCCAUUCUUCCUUCUUCAAAACUCUUCCCUGAUGAAAAAAACAUUAAAGUGCCUGAAGAGAACAGUCCCAGAGAUGGCGAGUGUGAUCCUGCUGCUGGCUCUGCACCUGUGUCUUUUUACAAUGUUUGGAAUGCUGCUCUUUGCUAAAACAGAGAAUCCUAAGUACAAUGGAGAAUGGGAAAACUACUUCACUGACUUACCAAAGUCUCUCUCUUCAUUGUUGGUGCUUCUCACUACAGCAAAUAACCCUGAUGUAAUGAUUCCAGCAUACUCUUUACACCGAGGAUAUUCAAUCUUCUUCAUUCUUUUCAGUGUAUUUGGUACAUAUUUUCUGAUGAACCUUAUAACUGCAAUCAUAUAUAACCAGUUUAGAGGGUACCUAUUGAUGUCUAUACAAACAUCCAUAUACAGGAGGCGCUUGGGCAUACAUGCAGCUUUUGCAGUCCUCAGCUGCCAAGGCCAACACAGCAAGAGCCCAACAGGGACUGAAGAGAAUGUCCAGCGGGAAACGCUAUUAAAGGUGCUAGAGAAGAUGCAGAUGAAGUCUUACUACAAAGAGACCAUCAUAAAGAAAAUGCCUGCUGACAGUUUAAUAAAAGGUCAGACAUUCCAGAUGUUGUUUGACGAGCUGGACAAGGAUCAGAUAAAAGAGCACCCUCCUAAGCCAGAGUACCAUCACUACUUUCUGCAGCGUCUGCAAGAAAUCUCCGGCCACUACUUUGUCACGGUGCUGGGAAAUGCAGUGGCUCUUGCCAAUGUCAUGUGUAUAUGUACUGUAUUGGUUUUGGACUCUGAGAAAGCAGUCACAGAACGUGAUGAUUAUUUAGAGAUCAUCAACUGUGUAUUUAUUUUAUUUUACUGCUUGGAGAUGGGACUAAAGAUAUUCACCCUUGGGUGGAAGCGUUACCUGUCCUACAAAAGUAAUAUUUUUGAUGGGCUGUCCACCAUUUUACUACUGAUAAUUCAAAUUGCUAUUUUUUCGGCAUACAAACUUCCACUUUGUCGCGGGAAAGAAAAGAGUCAUGGUUUUGUGCCUCUGUGGGAGAUGGUUCGUCUGAUCAACAUGCUGAUUGUUCUUCGUUUUCUGAGAAUCGUUGUUGAUAUUAAGUUAAUGGCCUUGGUGGCAAGCACUUUGAUUGACCUGGUGAAAAAUCUACGGGCUUUUGCGGGAGUCCUUCUGGUGGUCUACUACGUAUAUGCUGUUCUGGGAAUAUGGCUGUUCCAGGGCGUUAUCUCGCCACCAACACAUAAAAGUCUCUCCAAUUCAAGCAUGGAAAUCAUAUCAGCCAACGUCAGCAUGGAAUGUGGCACAUACGAGCAACUAGAAUACUGGCCCAACAAUUUUGAUGACUUUGCAUCAUCUCUGAUAUUGCUGUACAACAUCAUGGUGGUGAAUAACUGGCACGUGUUCACUGAAGCCUUCGCUCGAUACACCACAGAAUGGUCCAAAGUGUACUUUGUCUCUUGGUGGUUAAUCUCCUCUGUAGUUUGGGUUAAUCUCUUCAUUGCCCUGAUUCUGGAGAAUUUCACCUAUCGCUGGGACCACAGCCAUGCGUUCUCUGUCAUUGACGUAGAGCGCACAGCCUACCAGACAUCAGUCCAACUUAUGUUCAGAGAGCAUGUGCAACAACCUACAGAGGACGAGUUGAUGACAUCUCUUCAACAACACCCUUACCUUCAUCUCCGGUCACAGCGAGCGAAUGUUCUCUAAAUGGUUAGCUUCUAACCUCUAGAGAACCAAAUUCCCUUCACUUUCCCUUUUACGUUCUGUGUCAGUAUGGAAGUUAUCAAUAGGUUGAUGAGUCUUGUUAAAAAAAAUAAAAUAAAAAAUAAAAUAAAAAAUAUAUAUAUAUAUCUCAGGUAUGACAACGAGUCACUCGCCACUCCCACCACCCCCCACCCCUGAGGCAUACAGUAUGUGUAGGCAGAGCGUAGAUGGAAGAAAGAGCACCUACUGUACGGAUAUUGUACACGCCCUGGUCCAGAAAAAAGUUUCCACCGAAAAAGCCACACAUUUCAUUGAUUCUUGAAAGUUUGUCAAAAACACGUCUCAUCCAUGAAAUUGCUAAUCAAAUACAUUUUCAUGAGCAAAAGAAAUCCAGGUAAUGAUCAAAGAGUCUGUUUCACAAUGUUCCGAUACAUUACUGAAUUUGCUGCACAUGGAAGACCUUCAUCUAUUCUAUGGUAAUAUACUACUAUCUUUUGGAUUUGAACUACGGUACUUUUUUUCUUUCAAAAUGAAAACCUGUUUUAGCCACAUUCUCAAGAAUCAGUGAUUUAUUAUGGUACGUAUUUGCGUUGGCAUUGUUCCAUUCUUCAUACAAUGUCCACUCCAUUUCUUGUAUUGAUGAUAGUGCAGUCUGGAUGCUAUGAAAGGCCUUUUCCGCUGAAAAGAUCAAACUGACUUUCUUCCCCCCAAACUGCCACAUUUACAUUGACUAAUUGUGUUUAUGACCGCUGUAGACUACAUAUUUAUGUAGAUUUGCAGAUGGUGUGCGCAAAGUUGUUUUGGAAAACAAAAUAAAGAAAAAUAUCCGUUUACACAUAGCCUGGAAUUUUGAUGAACAACAUGUGAAGGGGCAUCCUUUUUACACAUGGCCACCACAGAGUCUACUGUAGACCUUAACCCUCUUGAGUUUCUUUGGGAUGUGCUGAAGAAGGCUUUACACAGUCAGACUGCACCAUCAUCAGUACAAGAUGGUUGAAAAAUGAAUGCAACACUGGAUUGAAGUAACUCUUGUGAUAUUGGAGACACAUAUCGGAACAAUGGAGUAGAGUAGAGAGUAGAGUAUCAUUUAUUUAUAUGUACCAUAAUCAAAGCUGAAGACCUUCCAACCACAUAUUACAGCGUGCAACUUUUUUGUUGAGUACUUUUUUGGCCAGGCUGUUUAUGAACUGUGCAUUCAUUCUCUUCCAAACCCAACUGUCCCUGGUAGCCUAGUAUUUCCCAGCAAUUAUUUUAAAAAUCUUUUUCCAUUAAUAACAUUUAGGUCAACUACUGUACAAGCCACUAUUUUUUCUUUUCUGUUCUCUGUUUUACUCAUUGGAUGGGAGAGUAAUUUGUAUUGUUUAUCCUUUUGUCUGUUUUUGUGAUUUAUUUAUUUAUUAUUAUUAUUAUUAUUAUUGCUACUAUUUUUCAUUUUAUUUUUGCAUUUGUAAUCAUUUUGCAUUGUUUACAUUACUUCAUUAUUGAUUUUAUUGCAUAUCAUUCUCUUCGCAUUUCUUUGCAAAGCACACUUGGUAUUUAAAUAUGCUACAAAUAAACUAUGAGAAUGAGAAUGUACUGCUGACAUCAAAACAAGAGAUAAGCGUGAGACUCAAGUUAUGUACAUGGCAGUUCUAGGACCAGAGUUGGCUAUAAAGCUAAUUUACAUCUGUUGUCCCUCUCAGGAAGCUGUAAAACAAAGACAUGUUAAAACAUGGACAAUAUCUAUUCACCUCUCCAAAGCAAAAGCUUUCCAUAAAACUAUUGUGCCUGAUCCACUCCUGACCAUUUUUGACUGUGUAGAAUAAUACAAUCCUAACAUCAGUGGCUAUGUAGGACAAGCUAUUUCCCUAUGCACUCUCCUGCCUAAAAGCCUCAUACUACAACCAGAGAGGGUCUAUGGGUAUUACGAGAGACGAAACUCGCGCCUUUUCCCGGGUGGUACUGUCCACUAAGUGGCGCCAUCCAAGCAGCGCAGAGGAGCGCCAAGGAGCGCAGAGGCUGUUAGAAUGAAUGGGGUCCCAUGGAGCUCAACCACAGAUGCUGCCGUUGCUUGGGAGAGAAUUGGUAUCGUGUUUUCAAUUUAAUUUUCUUAAAGGCAGGAUAAAUGAUCCUUUCAAACAGCACUUAGUUUGAAUGUUUAAACUCGCUUGAUCUUUGUAAAAUACGUCUUUAUUGACAAUAUUACGUCACAAGUGGCUUCACACACUGCGUUUGGAUUGGUCGACCGGCUGCAUUGCUGUGAUCACGACUGCCGUAAAGCAAUUUCAUUAGCAAGAUGCUAGCGGAGGCUGACUCAUAAAUGGCAAAGCUGUAAGAAAUCAAAAGGACAUAACUCCCAGGUUAUUGUACAUAUCAUUUAAAUCCACACUCGACAGCGCUCCCUAGGUGAACUGCAGGCAAGGGUUGGAGACUGUACGUAAACCCACUGUGCUACAACACUGGAAAUCAGGAGCCAAUGGCUUUGAGAUCUGGGCAGUGUAUACCGGUUGCACCAUGGCAACACAGGUGUAGACAGGGCGUUGACCAGAGCCUGGCAGCCACUAUUUGAUAUAGGGUCAGAGGCCCAGGCCGCUGACCCCUAGCAGCUGAGCUUUUUAAAUAUGAUUAUUAUUUUAUUCCUUUGUUACUUUUUUCAUUGCCACAGACUGACUUUUCACUGUCUCAGGACCUUUUUUCAAUUGGCUGUCUCUCUCUCUUUCUUUCUUUCUUCCUUCCUUUCUUCCCCAGUUUUUUUUUUCUUUUCAGGGUGGAGGGUUGCCUGGGAUUGCUGUUCUGUUUUUUUGUUCUGUGUACAACCCAAAAUAGUGAGGGAUGUGUUAUAUAAUGUUAUUUUUGUGAAAUGCCUUCUCUCCUUCAAUAAAUAUAAUUAAUGAAAAAGA
Engraulis encrasicolus (European anchovy) is the source of this 5378-nucleotide messenger RNA. RefSeq names its product two pore channel protein 2-like. The transcript is spliced from 25 exons. The record is from RefSeq and is a predicted model, not a curated record. Gene Ontology annotation, molecular function: ligand-gated sodium channel activity; intracellularly phosphatidylinositol-3,5-bisphosphate-gated monatomic cation channel activity; voltage-gated channel activity. Bases 232 to 2502 code for a protein of 756 amino acids. NCBI's taxonomy places the organism in Eukaryota, Metazoa, Chordata, Actinopteri, Clupeiformes, Engraulidae. Gene Ontology annotation, biological process: transmembrane transport; endocytosis involved in viral entry into host cell; monoatomic ion transport. Gene Ontology annotation, cellular component: lysosomal membrane.